CUCGUACAAUAUUUGAAGAAUCGGAAAUAUAGCUUGAAUUAUGAACUGAUAAUUCUUGCAAAAAAUCGUAACUUACUGAUAAUGAAUUUUAUCGUAAUACUGAUACGUAAGAUAUUGUACAGAUUAUGUAGAACAUUUUUAAAAAAUUCAAUCUUAUACUAACUCGUAUUUUAUUAGGUCUGGGAAUAGUCGUUCUUGCAUAAUAUUAUAUACAAAAGUAGUUCAAUACUGUUUUCUUUUCAUUUUGAUAGUUUUAUAUAACGGGAUACGUGUUGGUGAAUUUUAAUAUGCAUUACAUUAAACCUACAUUACACCAUAUAAGACAAUAUUUAGGUAACGCGAAUUGAAUUGCUUGAGGCUCUAGCUGGGAUAUACUUGCUCUGCCUUAAUUAUCUGUUAUACUGUUGAAAUAUGAACGUAUCGUAUGUACGUCGUUGAUAAAUCUCGACGCGUUAUUGUAUUUUAUUUUCACUAUGUAUGCGUGAUAGUAAUAAGCCUAACAAACUAUAAGAUUAGCAAAAUUGUGUUACGCUUUCUCAGAGAAAGACUUUAGAUAAAUUGUAUGUUUAUACGAGUGUCACGAAUCGAUUGUUUACCUUUUUUGAUCAAUGAACCGGAGAAAUUUAUUAAAUUAUUGUCAGUACCAACCAUAACGAAUUUCGAGUUAUUAAAAUAGAUAUAAAUUACUUACUUCUUUUUUAAACGAUCGUUUAGUUUCUGAUAUCAUGUGAAAAGGGAUUACAGCAUAUUUUAUCUAUUUAACUAUAACUAUGGGCUGCAGCUGGUACAUUUGGAAAUUAAGUAAAAGAUCUCGCAUCCUCCGUUCGCGCUAUUAUCGUUCAUUAUUCAAAUCAUUUUCAGUUGUCACUACAUGUUCUGCCAAUAAGAUGGACAUUGUUGUGAGUUAUGAUUUGUGAAACUGUUUCAUUUAUGUUAUUAGUCAAAUUGAUUGAAAAAAAAUUAUUGAGUAUACCUGUAAUCUGUAAUCUUAUUUACAAGUAAACCCUAUAGAAUUUUAAUAGACAAUUUGUAAAACAUGUAUAGUUAUUGUCUAUCUAUUCCAAAUUUGUUCAUCUUUAUUCAAAUGAUAUUCUUUGCUAAUACUAAAUUGUCGAUUCCAAUUUUAAAAGCAACCAGUGGAGGCAACAGGUGUUUUUAUCUAUAUAUUCUUUCUAUACUUGACGUUGCUUGGUAACCAUAGACAAACAGUAUGGCAACAUUCUGAAGUUUGGUAUUUUCAUUGCUUUCAAAAGUUUUGAAUUUUCGAAUAACUUUACAUCAGUAUUCAAUGAUUGAAUAAUUGAAUAGGUGUACGUACUACACUAUCUCAUUAAAGAAAAAUUUAUCGCAAACUAUACAUUGGAGUACAACUAAAGAAAGUAUUGUCAACGUCUUUGUAAAAAUUCACUAGCACAAUGGGUCCUAAGAAAGGAAGAGGGAAAAAAAUGGAAUCUGUCGAAGGUGUAGAUACAUCGAAAAUGAAUAGAGAGCAGCUGGAAGUCUAUUCGCAUAAAAUUUUGGAAGAAAUGGAAAGGGAACGCGAAGAAAGAAAUUUCUUUCAGCUAGAGCGUGACAAGCUGAGAACAUUUUGGGAAAUUACACGACACCAACUAGAUGAAGCUCGUGCAACUAUUAGAAAUAAGGAACGUGAAAAAGAAGAAUUAAUUGAAAAGCACGAAGCUGAACUAAAGUUGUAUAAGCAAAAAGUGAAACACUUGAUGUAUGAGCAUCAAAGUAAUUUGUCCGAAACCAAGGCUGAGCAUAUGGUGGCGCUCAAAAUGGCUCAAGAUGAUCACAUUUUGCAAGAAAAUGAACUUAUCAAAGAUAAAAAGGAGCUCAAAAGAAUGCGCAAAGAGCAAGAAAUGGCACAAGUAGAUGAAAUACGCGAACUGAAACUGGCAAAUGCAGAGGAAAUGAGUAACAUGAUGAAGAAGUUUGAGGCAGAAGCAAUCGAACUGGAGCAAAAGUAUGAGCAUAAAUUAGCCGAUCAAUACGAAUCGCUGACAUUGAAACAUCGAAUGGAAAUAACUGAAGUAGAGGAAAGGAAAAACAAACAAAUUGCGGAUUUGAUAAAAAAUCAUGAAAGAUCAUUUGCUGAAAUGAAGAAUUACUAUAAUGAUAUCACACUAAAUAACUUGUCUCUAAUUCGAAGCAUGAAGGAACAAAUGGAAGUGAUGAAAAAUCACGAAGAGCGAAUGAAAAAGCAGGUACGAGAAUUGUCGAUCGAUAACAAAAAACUCCAGGCAGAUCUGAAAAUUGCUCAGGAACAAGUAUCAGAAUAUAGUCGACAACUUCUGAAUUACACCAAGGAUAAAACGUGUUUGGCAAACACCAAGAAACGAUUGACUGAAGCUGUGAAGUCACUAGAAAACCUGAAAUGGGAGAACGAAGUACUUGAGCUGCGAUUCGAAAAGUGUCAAGGUGAGCGUGAUGAACUUCAUUCCAGGUUCGUCUCAGCGAUUUUAGAACUUCAGCAAAAGACUGGGCUGAAAAACGUCCUCCUUGAGAAAAAGUUACAGAAACUUUCUGACUUGCUGGAACAGCGAGAGGUCCAAAUAAGUGAAGUGUUAGCUGCUGCUCAGUUAGAUCCAGCGACUAUUUUGAGCGUCAAUCAGAAACUGGAAGAAUUGUUAAAUCGUAAAAACACAGCCAUUCAAGAUCUUCAAGUGGAAUUAGCAAGAGUUUGCAAAGCACACGACGAUCUUUUAGUGACGUGCCAAAGCAAAUUACAGGAAUAUGGAAUACCAGAAUCUGGGAUCAGCUUUCAACCCAUCAGAACCAAAGUCUUAGGUGCAAAAAUGAGUCUUGUUUCUACCUCAGUUGUGUCUAAUAAUAGAUGAGACAUUAGACUGUAUAUAAUAUAAACUUUCGUAUAAGGUCGUAUAAAUAAAACAUCAGCGUACAUAAAACACGCAGUUGUCAACGUCCAUACUAUUAACCUUCUUGAAAUAUCGAUCAGUACUACCCUGAGCAUAAGUAUGUAUUUGCCAUCAAUGGCUAUGUGAACAAAAAUUUUUGUAAAUGUGGGUUGAAAAAUUGAAUUUCCUUCGAUGCACAUACAAUACUUUUAUUCCAGAAUACGGUAAACGAUCGUCAGAAACAGAUACAUCUAUUAUCCUCAAAUAUUAGAUAAAUUUAUCACAGAGGAUGUACAAUAUGUAUAUAUAUAUAUUUAUGUAUAUUUAUAUAGGUAUAUGCGUGUGUGUAUGCGUCAUAAAGAUUAACGUGACAUGUCCCCUGAAAUGAUGAGGCAUACAUUA
Neodiprion virginianus is the source of this 3260-nucleotide messenger RNA. It is a transcript of the gene Gas8, whose product is annotated as dynein regulatory complex subunit 4. The record is from RefSeq and is a predicted model, not a curated record. Gene Ontology annotation, molecular function: small GTPase binding; microtubule binding. Gene Ontology annotation, cellular component: microtubule; Golgi apparatus; motile cilium. Gene Ontology annotation, biological process: cell motility. The transcript is spliced from 8 exons. Bases 1416 to 2840 code for a protein of 474 amino acids. Lineage: Eukaryota; Metazoa; Arthropoda; Insecta; Hymenoptera; Diprionidae.